Messenger RNA from Rhodofomes roseus, 483 nucleotides. RefSeq lists its product as uncharacterized. The annotation marks the transcript as partial. The record is from RefSeq and is a predicted model, not a curated record. Gene Ontology annotation, biological process: regulation of DNA-templated transcription. The transcript is spliced from 2 exons. Lineage: Eukaryota; Fungi; Basidiomycota; Agaricomycetes; Polyporales; Fomitopsidaceae. Gene Ontology annotation, molecular function: DNA-binding transcription factor activity, RNA polymerase II-specific; zinc ion binding.
AUACGCUCGAGGAUCACUGUUGUAUGCGCCGAGUGUAAACGCCUCAAGCUGAAAUGCGACAGACGGACACCAUGCUCGUCUUGCAUCAAGCGCGACACCGUCCAGCGGUGCGUGUACUCACAAGCCGCAGCAGAGAAGAUCGACGUGCAGUCGCUGCACAAUCGUAUUGUUGUGCUCGAGGGCAUAUUGACAAAGCUGGGCGAGGCAUCGCCCGGCGCACCGAUUCAGAGCAUACUCGGAAGCAGCGGGUUCAAGGCACCCUUCGGAAAUCUGGCUGCACCCGGAGCUGACAAUGCCAUACCUGGGCCUGGGAUGAAUCAUUCGUUCGUGCCGAGCAUCAGCAAUGACCGUGCGUUGCUUGCAACGGGAGCAACUGGGAGCUCCGUCGUGAUCAGCUUGGACGACGUCGCAAGCAUCUGGUUGAAUGAGUUCCACGACAUCGCGCUCGGCCAGGCAGAUGCCUCAUCGAGUAGCCCGUCCGCU